AUGGUCGCGAGCAUCUUCAAUUCUCGACGCGGGGGCAAAGAUGGGCAGAUGGUGCAGCGGCGCGAGCAGCGGAAGACCCAGACCGGCGCGGGCACUGCCGCGCAGGUUGUGGAUGGCCUGGAGAAGGUGGCGGCGUCGGCAGUCCAGAUGAACCAGAAGGACGGCGCCGACGCACUCACGGUGACGGACGCGCACGCGGGGCUGGUGAAUGACGUGGCGCUGAAGCAGGGCAUGAUGGCCAUCUCGGCGAAGGCCGUGCCGAACUGCCACCAAUUCGUGUCGUGGCUGGCCACAUUUGCCACGUUUGUGCAGUGCUUCUAUCCGUCGUGCGGCUGGCGGCACAAUUUGCCGUUGGAUGGGAGCGGAGGGAAGCCGAUAUUGCCAUCCCGCCGAAGCUGGUGGGCUGCAGCAGCGCCGCUCAGGGCCACGCCGUCGCCAGGAGAGGCGGGCGGCCCGACAGGCAGCGCUUCCGGCAUGGUUCUGGCAGAGGUUUCGCCGUCCGGGGACGGCGGGGUGGCCGUGGGGACGGACGCGGACGCGGAGAAGAUCGAGAAGUUGCUGCGAUCGGAGCGGGGCGGGACGCGUCUGACAGCUGUCGGCAUUGUCGACGAGAAGAUUGGUGACGUCGCUUUUGAGCUGGCAGAAGACAUCCCGUUCGCGGCGCUGGAGCAGCGCCUCCUCCACCCUGAUGGGUGGGAGGCGCUGGCGGGGACGCUGCUCGGGGAGCCCAGCGCGCGGGCUGGCUACCUCAUCAAGAGGGACCUCCUCAAGACCUGGUGGCAGGAUGCGACACCUGAGCAGCCUCCCACCAAGGCGGGCGCACCGACGCGCUCGGCGGGCGCCUCAGUAGUGGCGAGCUCGCAGCCGGCCACGAAACCGGCGGCGAUUCUGAGUGCCAAGUACGCCACCGAGCUCGAGGGGCAGGGACUCGACGAGCCGGGUGCGCUCGCCCUUAGCAUUACCCUAGAAAUCGGAGGGGUAGUGUCGGCAGAGGAGGCGUUGGCACUGGACGGGGCAAAGUACGGCACGUCGCCUGGCCUGGUCAGCAAGGUACGGAAGAUGCGGGAGGAUGGAGCAAGCCUUUGCCAGGCCCUCAAAGGCGGACGCCGCGCAGUGCUCGAGCACUGCCGCCGUCUGGAGCAGGACUACAUUGAACGGGGCAUGCAGACAGAGGCCUCGCUGAUGCUCAGCCUGCGGUCUGGACUCAUGGAGUUCAAUGACGAGAAGAUCCUCCUCACCUACUUCCAGCGGUACCUCCGCAAGUACUCCGGGCGCGGCCUGCCGAGCCUGCCCGUCGACAAGGAGCUCCGCGACGACGUCUUCCGCGAGCAGGAGAAGUCUACGGAGUCGCUCAAGAAGGAGAUCGAGGACAUCGGGAAGCGGCUCGCCAAGGCGGAGGCGGUGGCGGCAGAGGCCAAGGCCAAGGCGGCGGCGGCCGAGGAGGCGGCGAAGCGGACGGGCAAGUCCAACGUCAAGACCUGCUACUGGUGCGGCGAGGAGGGGCACGUCAAGCCUGAUUGCCCCGUCUUCAAAGCCGAUUUGCCGAAGGUCAAGAAGGGCAACUGA
This is a messenger RNA of Emiliania huxleyi CCMP1516, 1566 nucleotides long. RefSeq lists its product as hypothetical. Bases 1 to 1566 code for a protein of 521 amino acids. Lineage: Eukaryota; Haptophyta; Isochrysidales; Noelaerhabdaceae. The transcript has 2 exons. The record is from RefSeq and is a predicted model, not a curated record. Gene Ontology annotation, molecular function: zinc ion binding; nucleic acid binding.